CAAGUCCACUUAGAUGUGUGGGAAUGAUGUAUAACAGUGGCAUUAGCGUUACAACUUCAGUACGAGAAUUUGGCAACUGAGGGUGAAAAGGUUCUUGAAUCUUUGUCCCCAAAAGCUUCAUAACCCAACCGAAGAAAGCUUAUAAAGUGUAAAAGGUUUGUUCUCUUACAAUGGCAUUGGCAAGGAUUGCUAGGGCCAACUUCAGAAAAUCAAGAGGUGCUUAUGGUAGUUAUGCGAGUGAGAAGGAUUUAUUCAAAGUGGGAGGAUACACAAGCAUACGGGACACAACUUCCCAUGUAAAUUUCAAUUCAGAUGAGAAGUUUUCAUAUGUUCCAACAAAUAAGGAACAUAACUGCGUGAACUUUGCAAUGAGGGGAAUAUCAGGAACUCCAUACCAUCAGUUUCCUUCUGCUAACGCACAGACGGUUGUUGAGGAGUCAGAGUCAGAGUUGGAGAAUGAUCAGCGUAGAUAUGCAGGACUAGAGGCAACAAAGCCAGGUGAAAAGCCUAGGGUGGUUGUUCUUGGUACGGGUUGGGCUUCGUGUCGCUUCCUCAAAGAGCUUGACACCAAAAUCUAUGAUGUUGUGUGCAUAUCACCAAGAAAUCACAUGGUUUUUACUCCUUUGCUUGCUUCAACAUGUGUUGGAACCCUGGAAUUCAGAACUGUUGCCGAGCCUGUCACCAGAAUACAAGAUGCAUUAGCGAAAGACCCCAACUCCUUCUUCUUUCUAGCUUCUUGCACGGGCAUCGACACUGGAAAACAUGAAGUCUAUUGUGAGGCAGUCAACAAUGGGGAAUUGCCCCGAGAGCCUUACGAAUUUAAAGUUGCGUAUGACAAGCUUGUCAUUGCAGCCGGGGCCGAGGCUUUGACUUUUGGUAUCAAGGGAGUAGAGGAAAAUGCCUUUUUUCUUCGUGAUGUUAACCAUGCUCAAGAAAUAAGGAAGAGACUUCUCCUUAAUCUGAUGCUUUCGGAAAAUCCAGGCAUAUCGGAACAAGAAAAGAAACGCCUUCUACACUGUGUAGUUAUUGGAGGUGGCCCUACAGGAGUGGAGUUUAGUGGUGAAUUGAGUGAUUUCAUCACCAGGGAUGUUCAUGAGCGUUAUACUCAUGUCAAAGAUUACAUUCACGUUACACUGAUUGAGGCAAAUGAGAUACUGUCAUCCUUUGAUGUUAGCCUACGGCAAUAUGCAACAAAGCACUUAACAAAGUCUGGUGUCCGUCUUAAGCGUGGUGUAGUGAAGGAAGUGCAUAGCAAAGAGAUAAUUCUGAGUGAUGGAACAAAAGUUCCUUAUGGCCUCUUGGUCUGGUCCACAGGAGUUGGUCCUUCAAAGUUUGUGAAAGCCUUAAAUCUUCCUAAAUCUCCAGGCGGAAGAAUAGGUGUAGAUGAAUGGUUGCGUGUUCCUUCUGUGGAAGAUGUCUUUGCCCUUGGAGAUUGUGCUGGUUUUCUUCAACAAACUGGAAGGCCUGUGCUUCCAGCUCUAGCUCAGGUUGCUGAAAGGGAAGGGAAGUUUCUUGUGGAGCUGUUCAACAAAAUUGGGAAGCAGAAUGGAGGCAAGGCUUUCUCUGCAAAAGGGACGCCACUGGGAGAGCCUUUUGUGUAUAAGCAUAUUGGGAGCAUGGCAUCUGUAGGUGGCUAUAAAGCACUGGUUGAUCUACGGCAGACAAAGGAUGCAAAGGGGUUGUCACUUGCUGGUUUUGUUAGCUGGAUGAUAUGGCGCUCUGCAUAUCUUACACGUGUCCUUAGCUGGAGGAACAGGCUUUACGUGGCAGUAAACUGGGCCACCACAUUAGUCUUUGGCAGAGACAAUAGUAGGAUAGGUUGAAAAUUCAUUGUCAGCAAAACCAGAUGUUAUUUUUUCCUCGUUAUUUUGGCUUAGUCUUUGGUCCAUGCAUUGCUUUUUGGGAAAAUUACAAUUUCUUCACAAAAUUAUCAUUAUUGACAAAUUAAAAAAAAAAUACAGCAACAAUGAAAUGAUUGGAUGGUAUUGAAAAAAAACACCAAUCUAUCUCUAUAGAAUUAAGUAAUUAUGAGCUUUGUACAAUUGAUUUUUUCACAAAAUAGAAGCAAUCCUUGAUCACAAUCCUCUCUUUUAACAGUUCCUCAAAAUGGUCAAAAAAUCAUUGAAG
Molecule: messenger RNA, 2127 nt
Organism: Vigna umbellata (rice bean)
Lineage: Eukaryota; Viridiplantae; Streptophyta; Magnoliopsida; Fabales; Fabaceae
Product: internal alternative NAD(P)H-ubiquinone oxidoreductase A2, mitochondrial-like
Cellular component (GO): mitochondrion
Molecular function (GO): NADH dehydrogenase activity
Source: RefSeq, a predicted model, not a curated record